Molecule: messenger RNA, 2414 nt
Organism: Pteronotus mesoamericanus
Lineage: Eukaryota; Metazoa; Chordata; Mammalia; Chiroptera; Mormoopidae
Gene: HAUS4
Product: HAUS augmin like complex subunit 4
Exons: 9
Coding region: 564-1655 (363 amino acids)
Biological process (GO): spindle assembly; centrosome cycle
Cellular component (GO): HAUS complex
Molecular function (GO): microtubule minus-end binding
Source: RefSeq, a predicted model, not a curated record
GCUGUUAUGUGCAAACAUAACAACCAGUUGUUGUGCAAAUGUGGAAUGAUUUGUCACUGCUGAAGCGGUUUCUGGAGUUAAUGAUCAAAACUACCAACAUGUCUUAGAUGAAAGAAGUUAAAGAAGUGCAAGAGACUAUUGUGGAAUUUAAUAACAGUGAUUUAGGGGGCUGGGGAAGCAGACUUUGAAUAACUGGGAAACAGCAACUCAAUUUUAGCUUAGAAAUAAUGGUGGGGUUAGGGGGCAUCCUCCUGCUUAGACUAGUGAAUUGGAAAGUUUUCUUGUCUAAGGAGUCUCCUUUUUAAGCAGCUUAUAGUAAGUGGAAACAUAUAUGUGUUUAGAAUGCAAAAUGUUCUGCCACUGAUAAGUUUGUCUAUAAAACUUGUAUAAGAGCUUGGGACCCAGGAUGUGGGAUAUCGUCCUUGUUAAAAGGCAUCCCUGAGGUUCCUCUUCAGCUCAUAGACAACAGACAUUUGAACCCAAGGUAGUUUCCUCUGGAACAGCCAGCCAGUUCAUUCAUUUUUUUGUUUUCUCUCACUUGAUUCCAAAGAUAAGAAUAUCAGAUGGCAUCUGGGGAUUUCUGCUCACCUGGAGAGGGGAUGGAAAUACUUCAACAAGUGUGCGGCAAACAGCUUCCUCCUUGUAACCUGAGUGAAGAGGACUUGUUACAGAACCCACACUUCAGCAAACUGCUGCUGAGUCUCUCACAACAUGUGGACGAGAGUGGCUUAAGCCUCUCCCUGGCAAAGGAGCAGGCUCAGGCAUGGAAGGAAGUUCGACUCCACAAGACAACAUGGCUGAGGUCUGAGAUUUUACAUAGAGUAAUUCAAGAGCUGCUUGUGGACUACUAUGUGAAGAUACAAGAUGCAAAUUUAACUUCUGAGGACAAAAAGUUUCAUGAGACCCUUGAACAGCGGCUACUCGUGACUGAACUAACACAGCUGUUAGGUCCUAGCCAGGAGAGGGAGACUCCUUCACUGCUAGGACUGGAGAAAGCAGACCUUCUGGAGCUCAUGCCACCCUCAGAGGAUUUUGUGUGGAUGAGGGCCCGGCUCCCGCUCGAAGUGGAGGAACAGCUUAAGAAGAAAUGUUUCACUUUGCUUUGCUACCACAAUCCCAGUUCUGAUUCAGACAGUGAAACCCUGAAGGCAGCAAAGGCAUGGAAACUGGCAGAGGUCCUGGUGAGUGAGAAGCAGCAGUGCCAGGAUGCCAAGAGUGAGCAGAAGGACCAGAUGGUGCUGCUGGAGAAGAAGAGUGCCACCUACUCCCAGGUGCUUCUCCGCUGCCUCACCUUACUGCAGAGACUUCUUCAAGAACACCGGCUAAAGACUCAGUCUGAGCUAGACUGCAUCAAUGCCCAGUACCUGGAGAUUAAGUGUGGUGCCAUGAUCCUUAAGUUGAGGAUGGAGGAGCUAAAGAUUCUGUCUGACACUUAUACUGCUGAGAAAGUGGAAGUUCAUCGUCUCAUUAGGGACCGUUUGGAGGGGGCCAUUCGUCUACAAGAACAGGACAUGGAGAAGUCCCGACAGGUCCUGAACUCCUAUGAAGUCCUUGGGGAGGAGUUUGACAGGCUGGUGAAAGAGUACACCCAACUCAAGCAGGCAACUGAGAACAAACGCUGGGCACUUCAGGAGUUCAACAAGGCCUACCGCUGAAUGUGGCUGGCCAGAUGGCAUGGCUUGUGCACUGAUGCUGCCUCCUCCUCUUCCUGCUAAAAGGAGACCUCCACCUGGGGCCAUCUUCACUCAAGGGAGUAUGGGACACUUGCUUGAAACACUGCAGUCAUUUACAAACCUUCUGGUUUCUCUUCCUGAUUACAAUGACUGAAUCUCUUCUGGAGAAUGUAUCUGAUUUAUAUAAUUUUUUUUUAAAGAUUUUAUUUAUUUACUUUUAGAGAGGGGAAGGGAGGGAGAAAGAGGGAGAGAAACAUCAGUGUGUGUUGCCUCUUGCGCGCCCCCUGCUGGGGACCUGGCCCACAAGCCAGGCAUCUGCUCUAGACUGGGAAUCAAACCAGCAACCCUUUGGUUCUCAGGCCGGCGCUCAAUCCACUGAGCCACGCCAGCCAGGGUGAUUUAUAUACUUUUAUGCAGUAUAUUUAGCUAUUUUUCCAGUGUCAGCCCUUUAUUGUAUUUGAUUAUCUUCUGAAUAAAGUGAUACUAUUGAGUCUUAAGGUUUUAGUCAUUUUUCCUUUGGGCAAAGAUGGAAAAAGAGUAUCAAAGGCUGUGAGUGUAAGGAGGGGGAACUGAGUAGAUAUAAACAAAAGACAGAUCUACAGUGCUUACACAAAGGGUGGAAGGGAGAAGUGCCAGCCUACCCACGUGGAGUCUUUGGGACUUCAUUCUUAGAGAGCAAGAGUGGAUUAAAACUGGGCUUGCUCUUGAAGAACUACAGUCUGCAGAGGAGUGCUAGAUGUU